Messenger RNA from Anolis sagrei ordinatus, 932 nucleotides. It is a transcript of the gene AKAP14, whose product is annotated as A-kinase anchoring protein 14. Gene Ontology annotation, cellular component: cAMP-dependent protein kinase complex. The record is from RefSeq and is a predicted model, not a curated record. Gene Ontology annotation, molecular function: protein kinase A regulatory subunit binding. NCBI's taxonomy places the organism in Eukaryota, Metazoa, Chordata, Lepidosauria, Squamata, Anolidae.
AGGUGUUUUGGACUUCAACUCCCACAAUUCGUAAUAGCUGCUGAAGCCUGGUUGGCCGUGCAUCCGAUGUGCCACCAAGUGCCACUGCUUGUCUCCUUUAAGAGCCUUGGGGCUGCUGCUCUGUUGGCGGAACAGCCGUUGCCUUGGUGAUGAUUGUGACCCAACACUUGAGUCACAGACGCCAGGCAGUCAAUGGCUUAAUGUGGGAACCAGGCAGACGUCCUUAGGAAGAGAAAGGACCCGAGGAGAGGGCUUUGCAGAGAGUGUGAACAAUGAGCGUGGACAAUGAAGACCAAGAUGUGGAAGAGACAAACGAAGACCAAGAUGUGGAAGAGACGAACGAAGAUCUGGAGUCCCUCAAGGAGAGAGCGCUCCUCAUUGUCGACAAUGUGAUCAAAGGGGCAACGGACACCAUUAUAGACCAGAAAAAGAAAGAAGAAGCCGCAAGAGCCAAAUACAAAAUACCCAACAUCCAAUGGGUGGAGUGCAAAGACUUCACGAUAGGAAAAGGGCUGCUGCAGAUCGAGGAAUAUAUGAGAACGUGGGAGCUCCACGAAAGCUGGCUGCACUGGACCAACUAUCUCAGCGAGGAGGAGCUCCAGUACAGCAUUCGGUACCACUACCGGGUGCGGUGGAGCAUCCCCACGUGCCGCAAGCCCAUCCCGAGAGCCACGGCCUGCGUGUACUUCAUCCUUGAGAUUUCCAAAGUCAGGCCCGACACGUUACCCAUCGAAGUAUACUUCAUGGUGGAGACAAACAAGCUUAUUCACAGGCCAGGAGAGUCUCGAUUUAAAGAAAAGUGGCUCAAAGACGUAAUCGAGAGCAAAAUCGGCCUGAUGGAGACAAUCUACUUUUAGUAUUGUUAGAACUGCUGUUAGUUAAAAGCUUGUGCAUAUUUUCCUGUUUCUUUCUCUUUUUCUUUUUGGAAAUAA